Messenger RNA from Malurus melanocephalus (red-backed fairy wren), 3895 nucleotides. RefSeq names its product PWWP domain containing 3A, DNA repair factor (gene PWWP3A). The coding region runs from base 166 to 2412 and encodes 748 amino acids. The transcript has 15 exons. NCBI's taxonomy places the organism in Eukaryota, Metazoa, Chordata, Aves, Passeriformes, Maluridae. The record is from RefSeq and is a predicted model, not a curated record.
UGGGCGCGGCGCAUGCGCGGAGCCUCCUGGGGAGGGCGGCGGCGGCGGCGUGCGCGGGGGCGGUGUUGUCGGGAGCGCGCACGAGCCGCGAUCCCGGAGCUCCGGGGAUCCCAGCACCUGGAUCUCAGCACCCUGGGAUUGCCCUGUUCCUCCUGAAGCUCAGCCAUGACCGACCAAGAGUUUGUUCUGUGCAAAUGGAAGAGACGUUUGUGGCCAGCCAAGGUUUUGUGCAAACCCGGAGUUGCUGGGAGCAAUCCUGUUGCCACCACGAGAAAGAUGGGAUUUAAAGCUGAAAUCCUUGGCUUGGAGAAGCAGGUCAGUGUGAGCUCUGCAAACACCGUUCCCCUGACAGAGGAGCAGAUCAAGGCCAUCGUUUCCACCUUGGAGCAAAAACACGACGUGAGUGAGGCCGUGGAGGAACUGCAGUAUCGUUGUUCCCUUAAAAUUGCCUUGGAUAUCCUGCAGCAAAAUGACUCGGAGAAUCAAGUGCCACCUGCAGAAGGAGCAAAUCCCAAAUUUUCCCAGGAAAACAACGUGGGAUCUGCCUCACCUGCCCCCUCACGCGGCUCCUUGUUGCGCCUUCGUUCUAAAAAAUUGGAAGCUGAGGCUGCCAAGAGGCAGAGAAACACCAAAAGUAACUGUGGGAUGAAGGAUGAUCCCAAAGCACAGAGCAGGGGAGGUUCUGUGGUUCCAGAGGGGAGUGGAAAAGCUCGUGGAAGUGGGACAAGCCCUGCCAAAGCACGUGGAGAUGGAGCAAGCCCUGGCAGAGCACGUGGGAGAGCAACAAACCCUUCCAGAUCUGGUGCCAGGGACUUGUGYGUGGCACCAGCCCCUGAGAGUCACAACUGCAAAAAAACAGAACAGAAAUCAUCACCMAGACAGAGAAAAAUCCAGCCCAAAACAGGGAAUGGAGUUUCCCGUAAGUCAAAGGUGGGAAGAAGUCAGCAAGGAAGGAAAAGAGGAUUUAGGGAUGAUUCCACCCAGGAUCAAACACAGCUGGCUCCUGAGGAGGGGUCUCCACCUCUCCCCUCCAAAUCUGGUACCAUGGAACCUGCCAGAAAGACAGACACUCAGCCUGAGAGAACAUUCCUGGCUUCCUCCUGUGAGAGUGCCUCAGAUGAGCUGGAGAAAAGCAUCAGCAGUGAGAGUGAAAGCCUGGCAAAGCAGCUGGAUGGAAGGAGAGAGGCAGAGGGUGGAAAACAGCUGGAUGGGGCAGAUGUGGCCUCAGGCACUGACAGGAAAUUCAGGAACCACUCUGGAUCCUCACCUGGACCUUCUGGUGCUUUCCCUCAGCCUCAAGAGGAGGAAAACCAGGAUCUCUCACAGCUGGCUGGRAAUAAAGCCCCUGGCUCUGAGGAGGAUGAAGGGCCAAAAUCCUCGGGUAUGUCUUCAAGAAGAGCUUCCUGGGAGAGCCUCCCUCCACUGUCACCUCUGAUGGAUGAAGAAGAGGAAUAUUUGCCAAGUGUSCUGUCCCAUCAGGAACCCAAAUUCUUCAAGGAAGGAAUGUUGGUAUGGUGCAAGCUGCGACGAUAUCCGUACUGGCCAGCAGUGGUGAAAGCAGUGAAGAGGAAGCCCCGRAGGGCCUGCGUGCUCUUCAUAGAUGGCACCACAAACGAGAAGAAAAGAGGUUUCUCAGUGUCUCUGAAGAGCCUGAAGCACUUUGACUGCAAGGAGAAGCAGGAGCUCAUAGAACGAGCCAAGGAGAACUAUUCCCGRGAGAUYGAGUGGUGCCUCCAGCUGAUCCUGGACUAUCGGAUCCGAGUGGGUUGUCAGUCUUUCACCGGAUCCUUCCUGCAGUAUUUUGCGUCUGAUGUCAGCUACCCAGUGAGGAAAGAAGGAUACCAGAAUGUGGUGCAGAUGACAUUUCCAAACACUGAGGAGGAAUGUGCUGGAGAAUGUUCCUCAGACACUUCUCCCCAGAAACCCCCAAGGAAGCUCCUCCCUGACAGGUCCAGAGCCGCCAGGGACAGAGAGAACAAAAAGCUGGUGGAAUUCAUAGUGAAGACCAAAGGAGCUGAAAAACAUCUCUUGGGGAUCUUGAAAAGUGGGAAGAAGUCACGGUGGCUGAAGAAAUAUCUGAAUUCCAGACACUAUGUGACGUGUGUGGAGACAUAYCUGGAGGAUGAGGAGCAGCUGGACACGGUGGUUGGGUACCUGAAGGAGGUGUACAGGGAAAUGGACACCAAGAAUUUACACAAGAUCCUGGGUGAUGGCAUCAGAUUCAUAUCAGAUGUGCUUUUACCUGAGGCCAUCAUCUGUGCCAUUGCUGCUGUGGAUGACAUAGAUUAUGAGAAAGCAGAAGAGAAGUACAUUAAAGGACCACCUGUGACCAAGAGAGAGAGGGAGUUAUUUGACGAGCAAGUCCUGGGAAGCAAAAAACUCAAGACCGAGUCAGAGCCCUGGGAGAGCUGAGGAGUGGCCRGGGCUGCCCUGGGGCCAGGUGUCAAUAACCAGUGGUGUUUUGUAUAAAAUGUGGCAUUCUUUGUAAAGUCUGUGUGUAUAUUCCCAGUUAUUCUGCUCCCAGACCCAGCUGGGCCUCAGUUCUCACUGCUUCCCGUGGCCUCACCGUGUUCAGUUGCCUGUGAUCCAUCAGAUCCACCAGAUCCUCAUCCAUCAGUGCCCUCUGGGGGCUGGCAGAGMCCCCCAGUGCUGUGCAGAACUUCCUGCUGCUCCACCAAUUUCCAUUUGGAUGGUUUUAGCCAAAUCCCCGGCAUGGGAAGGGCUCUGGCCCUGGUUUUGUGGCCAGUGGUGGCCUCACUGCUCAUGAUGAAAGCAGGGGGUUCCUGGCAGGAAACACUCCCAGGGGUUCACUCUUCCUGCUUCACAUGACUCCAAGUGUGGGAAAGCAGGUUGGUGUCCAGGGCUGCACCCUGCAUCACAAAGCUUUGGGGUUUUGUUGUAAAAUUCCAUGGGGAAGGAAUCCAGGUUUGCUGAAAAACAAAAGCAUUCCCUUUUCYUCUAACAGUGAUUCAUCUGAAUGCUGGUUUAUUGCCUCUUUUGAGGCUGUGAAUUUAAUUGUUUUAAUUGUCUUUUUCUCAUCUAAAUUCCCAAUUUAAUCCUCUUCAGCUCCCUGCCCACCUUUGCUGGAGCUGUGGCACAUGGAAACAGUGUCACCAAGAACUAAUUAAUGAUGAAUAAUGAUAAAUGAUACAUAAAACCCCCUGAUUAGGGUUUCUCUAUGAUAAUGAAAUGUCAUCUCCUUGCUUGUCCAGUAAAACCCAGGAUGAUUUGAAAUAAAGAAGUUUAAAUUGGGAUCCAGAUGUCUAUCCUGGCUGUAGUAAUUAUCUGAAUAUAUUUUAAUUACACUUUUAAUUGCUCUGUGCUCUCUAAUGAGUUUCACCAUGGAAUCCUCACUCCCGUUAUCUCAAGUACCUCAAUUAUAGGGACUGAUCAGGAAGUGAAGGUUUUAUUAAAACUUGUGAGGAGGGAUAAUGAGUUUUAUGGGACAGUAUAAAAAACUAAUGAUUGAGUUAACUCAGAGCUGUGAGUGGCACUUUUCCUUUGCAAGUGAGAGAUUGGGGAGGAACUUCCUGCCCCUGCUCCCGGUGCUCUGAGGUGAUUUGGAGAUGGGGGAUCAACUUCCCAUCCUUUGCAUUAACCUUGUGUUCCAUUCUCCAUUAAAAUUCCUCGUGCUGUGAAGAUCCUUCUCCACCCCAGUGCACAGAAGCAGAACCACCUCACCUUGCCUUCACUUCAGUUUUGGAAUCYUGGGAUGGUUUGGGGUKGAGGGGACCUUGAACCCCAAUCCAUGUGCAGAGACACCUUGCACRAUCCCAGGCUGCUCCAAGCCCUGUCCACCCUCGCCUUGGCCAUUCCAGGGAAAAUCCUGACCUUGUACCACCCCUUUCCAGUGCUGCCCCACCGGUCAUUUACUGGUACUGGACACCAGGCUCAG